Messenger RNA from Belonocnema kinseyi, 943 nucleotides. RefSeq lists its product as uncharacterized. The transcript is spliced from 2 exons. The coding region runs from base 179 to 778 and encodes 199 amino acids. The record is from RefSeq and is a predicted model, not a curated record. NCBI's taxonomy places the organism in Eukaryota, Metazoa, Arthropoda, Insecta, Hymenoptera, Cynipidae.
AUACACGUAUGAAGGUUCCGUGAGUGAUAAAUCUAGCUGACAUGAGACAUUAUAAGAUUAAAAAUCAUUGAGACACCACUCAGUUGUUAAGAGUCUAUAAGACCAGACGCUCUUCACGCAGUUCUUUAAAAAUUAUCCUUGAAUACUUUAUCGUUGUCUACUCAAAUCCACACAAAAAAUGGAGAUCGCAAUUCUAUUUUUGCUCAGCGUGACUUUACUGAAUUUCACCCUGGUCGGUGCAAUGCAUACGCAAGUAGAAAAUAGUCAUACAAGAAGAAAGAGUCAUGCUUCUGUUCCUGAAAAUUUCCGCCUUGUUAUACAAAAAUUGAUAGGUGGCGUUGAAGCAGUUGACGAUGCUGUUGAAGGAAAUUUAUAUUCUUUCACAACUGAGCAUCCUAAUUUAACUAAUGAUACAUUUGGGCACGCUAUUGUUGUGUUCAGUAGUGGCAAAAAGUUCUUUGCUUGUCUCCGGAAAAUCGAAGGAUAUGAGUACUAUGGGCAUGACGCACGUGAUAAUUGUCAAACAACAACAUACCGGUGUGCUGUGAAAAAAGGAAAUGAUGAGGCUUUGCAUGUAAUACUUUCGCGUUACACUCAAGAAACCUCCCUGCUUGGAGGAGUCGUACGCUUCGAUUUCUUUAAUCAUCUGGGGGUUCUUUUUGUUGGAGAGAUGGAACCAGCUACUCCAGUCCACGCACUACCAUAUAAAAAACGGAAGACUAAUGUUCCAUGUGGUCCAGGUUCUAGUCUUCAUGAUCCUUUGUUCUUAGAUUUAUGAGAAAGACCAAAGUUUGAUUUGGAUUUUUUGUUACCGUUUCGAAGUUCUACACAAAUUUGCUCACACGAGCUUGACACAGUGCACCUCGAAAAAAGUGUUGUGGAAUGAAGGAAACUUUCUUUAAAUCAAAGACAUUCUAGUAUUGAUAUACGAUCAAAGAAACAU